Molecule: messenger RNA, 759 nt
Organism: Metarhizium album ARSEF 1941
Lineage: Eukaryota; Fungi; Ascomycota; Sordariomycetes; Hypocreales; Clavicipitaceae
Product: Chloroperoxidase
Exons: 2
Coding region: 1-759 (252 amino acids)
Molecular function (GO): peroxidase activity
Source: RefSeq, a predicted model, not a curated record
AUGAUGCUCCCACGCAUGCCUGUUCUCGCCGCCACGGCCGCCCUGGCCGUCGCCUCCGCGCAGACCACUCGACCAUGGCAGGCCCCGGGCCCGGAUGACUCUCGCGGUCCCUGUCCCAUGCUCAACACGCUGGCUAACCACGGCUAUCUACCACACAACGGCCGAAACAUCACGGCAGGCCAGUGUGCCGACGCGGUCUCCCAAGGCCUCAACGUCGACCGCUUCUACGGCACGGUGCCGGCGAGCUUCUUUGCGUUGGGCUUUGGCAAAAGCACCUUUGACCUCGAGGACCUCAACAAGCCCGGCGUCAUACAGCACAUUGCGUCCCUGACACGCAACGACGUGACGCCCACGGACCAGAGCCUGACCGCGGAUCCCACACGGAUCGCGGCGCUCCUCAACGACAGCUCAACCGACUACCUGACCGUGGCGUCUCUGGCCGCGAGCCGCGACCGCGUGGAGAAGCUGUCGGCGCCGCAGAGGCUCUCGCCACAAGGGCAGCAGACGGCGUACUUCGAGGCCGGCAUGCUGCUCAUGAUGAUGAAGGAGGGCGAGGUGCCGUCGGCGCUUACGUUCCCCGACCCGCGGACGUGGCGGGCCCCCAAGGAGCGCGUGCGCGUGUGGUUGACGGAGGAGCGACUGCCGGAGGAGCUGGGGUGGAAGCGGAACGCGCGAACCGUGAGUGCUAUGGAUUGGCCGCCCGUCACGGCGGCCAUUGAGGCCGAGAGGAUGGGGUUGAGCGCAAGGAGACGGUCGUAG